This is a messenger RNA of Mycena citricolor, 435 nucleotides long. NCBI's taxonomy places the organism in Eukaryota, Fungi, Basidiomycota, Agaricomycetes, Agaricales, Mycenaceae. The record is from the annotation of a GenBank genome assembly.
AUGUCAUGGGGUAUUGGCCUGUUGUGGAGGAAUCAUUGGCUGGCGUGGCACUAUAAACAGGGAUGGGACUUACCAGGUCAUAAUAUUGGGUGGGGAGAGAUAGUGGCAGUCGAGCUCGCAGUUUGGACAGCAAUUGCCCUGAGCUUGACUACAACCACCCUCCAACUCUGUUUGGACAAUCAGGGUGUCAUUGGGGCUUUGAACGCAGGGAAAUUGCACAACGCCAAAGAAAACCUGGUACUUCAGCAAAUCACAUCUCUUCUGCUUGACCGCGACAUUUGGCUAGACAUUGUCUGGGUCGCUUUGCCAGAUAACCUUGCAGACGCACUGUCACGCAGAAAAUUGGGAUGCAUAGAUUCAUUAAUCAAGAUUAUUCCUAAACUACCUGUUGAAUUACAUGACUCACUGUACAAGGUCACUGAUUUAAUAAUUUGA